This is a messenger RNA of Scleropages formosus (Asian bonytongue), 2813 nucleotides long. Its product is annotated as cadherin-7-like. Bases 347 to 2746 code for a protein of 799 amino acids. Gene Ontology annotation, molecular function: beta-catenin binding; cadherin binding; calcium ion binding. The transcript has 12 exons. Lineage: Eukaryota; Metazoa; Chordata; Actinopteri; Osteoglossiformes; Osteoglossidae. Gene Ontology annotation, biological process: cell migration; multicellular organism development; adherens junction organization. The record is from RefSeq and is a predicted model, not a curated record. Gene Ontology annotation, cellular component: catenin complex; adherens junction; plasma membrane.
UGCUGUGUGUGCGGGGAUGCGCGCGCUCCGGCGGACUGCUUCGCCGCGGCGCGUCUCGUCAUUCUGAGGCGGGAGAGAGGAGCGCUGCGGAGCUCCACGUAAUACAGGGGCUGGCGGUCCUGCCUCUACCGGACAAAUCGUAUGCUGCAUUUCCGUCUCUUCUUUAAGCAGAGGCUUCUUUGUACAGUGAUCACCCCUCCAGUCCCAAAGUGAAAGGAAUCCGCCCCCUUCUCAGUUAGCCUUUACUAGAAUUCAGAAACAAAGGAUCAACCAAUAAAAGGGGAGAGCACAUCUGUGAACUGUAUUUUAUUUUUUUGUGCUGGUUAAUUUUUUGGUCAGGGCCCAGAUGACGCUGUGUGGGCCGAAGGCCUCCGGCGUGGUGGGUCUGCUUUUUCUGCACCUUUGUUACCCAUGGGACACAGGGUGUGUGGCUUUGAGUCCCAGUUCGGGACCUCUGCCCCGACCUCUACGGCUGCAGGGGCCAGGGGCUGCCACUGGUUUCCUGCGAAGGCUGAAGCGAAGCUGGGUAUGGAACCAGUUCUUUGUCCUGGAGGAGUAUACUGGCAAUGACCCUUUGUACGUGGGCAAGCUGCAUUCGGAUGUGGACAAGGGGGACGGCAAUGUGAAGUAUGUGCUGUCAGGUGAAGGCGCCACCUCUAUUUUCAUCAUCGAUGAGAGCACAGGAGACAUCCAUGCCACCAAACGUCUCGAUCGGGAGGAGCAGGCUUACUAUACCUUGCGAGCGCAAGCUCUCGACCGCGAGACCAACCGCCCGGUGGAACCUGAGUCUGAAUUCAUUGUCAAAGUCCAGGACAUUAAUGACAAUGAACCAAAGUUCCUGGAUGGACCAUACACUGCUAGUGUUCCUGAGAUGUCUCCUCUUGGAACCUCCGUAAUCCAGGUGGUGGCAACAGAUGCCGAUGACCCUACGUAUGGAAACAGCGCCAGGGUGGUCUACAGCAUCCUCCAAGGACAGCCAUACUUCUCAGUGGAACCUAAGACAGGUGUAAUUCGGACAGCUCUCCCCAACAUGGAUCGAGAAACACGGGAUGAGUAUGUACUGGUUAUCCAGGCGAAGGACAUGGUGGGCCAGAUGGGUGGGCUCUCAGGCACCACCUCAGUCACCAUCAUGCUCACAGAUGUAAAUGACAACCCACCACGUUUCUCCCACAAGUUUUACCAGUACACCGUACCGGAGUCCCUCCACGUGGAGUCCGUGGUUGCCAAGAUAAAAGCUGUUGAUGCUGACCUGGGCCCCAAUGCAGAAAUGGACUUCAGAAUCGUGGACGGGGAUGGCCUCGGGACAUUCAGAAUUUCAACUGACCAAGGCACACAGGAGGGAGUGAUAACCUUGCAGAAGCCCCUGAAUUUCGAGGAAAGGGCCAUCUACUCACUGCGGAUUGAGGCCACAAACCGGAACAUUGACCCCCAGUUCCUAACCCUUGGCCCAUUCAGUGACACCACCAUGGUCAAGGUGGCUGUGGAGGAUGUUGAUGAGCCACCUGUCUUUGCCCUCCACCUUAGCGAGAUGACAGUUUCUGAGGCCGCUGCGGUCGGCACCAUUAUCGGGACUGUUACUGCACAUGACCCUGACUCUGCCAACAGUGCCAUCAGGUACUCCAUAGAUCGGAACACGGAUCUUGAGAGGUACUUCAACAUUGAUGCCACCACUGGCACCAUCAGCACAGCCAAGCUGCUGGACCGAGAAGUAAAUGCCAUACAUAACAUCUCUAUCUUUGCCAUGGAAAGUCAUGACCCAUCCCAAAUUGGUAAAGGUAUUGCUCUGGUGACAGUGACGGACGUCAAUGACAACGCGCCAGUCUUCGCCAUAGAAUACGAAACCUUCUUGUGUGAAAGUGCCAGGCCAGGACAGGUCAUUCAGACAGUAAGCGCAGUAGACAAAGAUGAGCCUCUUCACGGGCAUCACUUCUUCUUUGACCUCACUGCACAGGCUGUGGACAACCACAACUUCACCCUCAGAGACAACAAAGACAACACGGCCUCCAUACUGACAAAACGUGGUGGGUUUCGGAGGCAGGAGCAAUCCCUUUACCGGCUUCCCAUCCUCAUCGUGGACAGCGGUAGCCCCUCUCUGAGCAGCACUAACACCCUCUCCAUCCGCGUGUGCCGCUGUGACCCUGAUGGCGUCGCGCAGUCCUGCAGUGCCGAGGCAUAUAUGCUCCCCGCGGGGCUCAGCACUGGUGCACUCCUUGCUAUCCUUGCCUGCAUCUUCACCUUAUUGGUGCUCGUGCUGCUGAUUGUGACCAUGCAGCGGCGCAGAAAAGAGCCUCUCAUCCUUGAGGAGGAGAGAGAUGUGCGGGAGAACAUUGUGCGCUAUGAUGAUGAGGGUGGGGGAGAAGAGGACACUGAGGCCUUUGACAUGGUGGCCUUGCGCAACCUCAACGUUGUCCAAGACCCCAUGGUCCGACGGGAUGUGACGCCAGACCUGCCCUCACUCUUCGUAUCUCGGCUGGCUUACAAAACCCUGCCAGACAACAUCAUUUUCAGGGAGUUCAUUUGGGACAGGCUGAAAGAGGCUGAUGUGGACCCAUCUGCACCACCAUAUGACUCCUUACAGACCUACGCCUUUGAGGGCAGUGGCUCAUUGGCGGAGUCCCUCAGCUCACUGGACUCAUUGAGCACAGACUCUGAUCAGAAUUUCGACUACCUCAGCGACUGGGGGCCCCAGUUCCGGAAGUUGGCUGACCUGUACGGCAACCGUGAAAGCAGGAAUCCAUUCUCUUAGCUUCGUUCUUGCAUUUUUCAUUUGGAAGGACAGUGGCAUUGAAUCAAAUGAAAAGCAGAAUAUUGAA